AGCAGUUCCGGAGGCGCAAAAGUGAAGGCAUCCGAAGCGGCCCCAGCUGCUUGUGCCGAGUGGACGGGCACGUACCCCAGGAAGAAGAGAGAAGGAGGAGCGCAGAACCCUCGGUUGCCGUGGGCAGGCCGAGAGGGUCCCUUCGGAGAGGAGAAGAGGGUGCAGGGGCACAGGCGCAGAGAGGGCAUGGUGUGGUGUGGGACAGCCGGACGCCCGCCCCCACCCGCCGUUGCCCCUCUCUGGGCCGGUGAAUGAGGCUCUCCGCCCGGGCUGGCCCGGGGGCUGCGCGCCGUGGGACCCCAGCAUGAGUGCGGGGCCUGGCUGUAAGCCCUGCAGGAAGCGACCCCGCUGCGGCGCCCCGAAAUCGCCGCCGCCCGAAGCCUCGGAUCCCCUGAGCCAGCCCGGAGGAAAGAGGCCAGUCUCGGCCCCUCAGGACGGCCCGGGGCAGCCCAUCCUGCGUCCUGCCUGGCAAAGGACACCGCCAUCCCCAUCCGCCGGCUCCCCGGGACCAGAAGGGUCCCGGCCACGCGGUGUUGGCUCGGGAGGCGGGUUGAGGAACAAAGUUUUCAAGCAAAAGACAAUUACCAAUUGGGUGGACACUAAAGGAUUCAAGACAGGGUCAAAAAGUUUGCAGAAUAAAGAUACCAUCAUAGCAGGAUCUAAGAUGAGUUCUAUACAGAAAGACAACUUUUUCCAGCAUAACAUGGAGAAGUUAGAAAAUGUUUCUCCACUGAGCCACGCUAAAUCCUCUCUAGAUAAAAGUACAAAACAUUUCAACCAUCCUCUGACAUCCAGUACUUGUAAGUGGCAAAGUGAAGGAAAACACACAGAGCUUUUGGAAACCGAACCCCAGGAAGUAACUCUUGUGGCAGAUCAGUUCAGAAAUGCUAAUGUGGAUCAAUCACCCCAAAGUGAUGAUCAAAUUAAUAUAGAUUGUGAUGAAAAUAGAGACAAUAGGCAGCUCUUUUUGACACCUGUAAAGAUGGAAAAUUCUAAGCAGCCUAUGAAAGAUGAGCAACCAAGAGAGGCCUCAAGCAAUCUGCAUCCUAGUAAGUGUUGCCAGCCUCUCCAUGACUCCGGUGCAGAUAGUCAACAGGAAGAGGUAGAAGUUGUUCCUGAGAGUCCACUGUCAGAUGGUGGUUGUAGUGACAUUUUACCUGGUCAGAAAAAAGUUGAGAAGAUGAGCAGACAAGAAAGUCUUGCAGAGUCUCCUCCUUUUGAGAAAGAAAGUGAACCAGAGUCCCCAAUGGAUGUUGAUAAUUCUAAGAAUAGUUGUCAGGAUUCAGAAGCAGAUGAAGAAACGAGCCCAUGUUUUGAUGAACAAGAAGAUGGUAAUUCCUCCAAAGCAGCAAAUAAAUCAUCCAGAUUUCAAGCAGGAGAGACUAAAAUUGAAUGUAAAAACCAGCAGUCUCCUAGGGUAUGUGAAGAUAGUGGAUCGAGCCUUCAGUUUGAAGGAGUAGGUAGUCCCACCGGAGAGGAUCAUUUACACAUCAAAUCUCCUACUGCUCUGAAUAUGGAAUGCAAAGGUUCCAAGCAACUUGGCAAAAAGGAUUCUAAAAUAACAGAUCACUUUAUGAGAAUGCCUAGAGGAGAGGAUAAAAGAAAAGAGCAAUGUGAAUUCAAACACCAAAGACCUGAAAGGAAGAUCCCUAAGUAUAUUCCACCUCAGAUUUCCCCAGAUAAGAAAUGGCUUGGAACGCCUAUCGAGGAAUUGAGAAGAAUGCCUUUGUGUGGAGUUCGUCUUCCUCACCUGAGACACUCUGUCAAUCAUACAGUAACUGUUCGGGUAGAUCUUUUGAAAGCUGGAGAAGUCCCUAAACCUUUUCCAACACAUUAUAGGGAUUUAUGGGAUAAUAAACAUGUCAAAAUGCCUUGCUCAGAACAAAAUUUGUACCCUGUAGAAGAUGAGAAUGGUGAACGAACAGCAGGCAGUCGGUGGGAACUCAUUCAGACAGCACUCCUUAACAAGUUCAACCGUCCACAAAACUUGAAGGAUGCUAUAUUGAAAUAUAAUGUUGCAUAUGCCAAGAAAUGGGACUUUACAGCUUUGGUCGACUUCUGGGAGAAGGUCCUUGAAGAAGCAGAGGCCCAGCAUUUAUGUCAGUCCAUCCUGCCUGAUAUGGUGAAAUUAGCCCUUUGUCUGCCAGAUAUUUGCACGCAGCCAAUACCUCUUCUGAAACAGAAGAUGAAUCACUCCAUCACAAUGUCACAAGAGCAAAUUGCUAGUCUUUUAGCUAAUGCUUUCUUUUGCACGUUUCCACGCCGAAAUGCUAAGAUGAAAUCUGAGUAUUCUAGUUACCCAGACAUUAACUUCAACAGAUUGUUUGAAGGAAGAUCAACGAGGAAGCCUGAGAAGCUUAAAACCCUCUUCUGCUACUUUAGAAAAGUCACAGAGAAAAAACCUACUGGCUUGGUGACAUUUACAAGACAGAGUCUUCAAGAUUUUCCAGAAUGGGAAAGGAAAAUCUUUUUAAUUGUAGGGUGUGAAAAAAAAUUAACUCGGUUACACGUAACUUAUGAAGGUACCAUAGAAGGAAAUGGACAAGGCAUGCUACAGGUGGAUUUCGCAAAUCGCUUUGUUGGAGGGGGUGUAACCAGUGCAGGGUUAGUACAGGAAGAAAUCCGAUUUUUAAUCAAUCCUGAAUUGAUUGUAUCACGACUUGUCACAGAGGUGCUGGAUCACAAUGAAUGUCUUAUCAUCACAGGUACUGAACAGUACAGUGAAUACACAGGCUAUGCAGAAACAUACCGCUGGGCCCGAAGCCAUGAUGAUAAAAGUGAAAGGGAUGACUGGCAGAGGCGCUGCACAGAGAUUGUCGCUAUUGAUGCGCUUCACUUCAGACGCUACCUCGAUCAGUUUGUGCCUGAGAAAAUCAAGCGGGAGCUUAACAAGGCUUACUGUGGUUUCUUCCGACCUGGAGUUUCUUCUGAGAAUCUUUCAGCAGUGGCCACAGGAAACUGGGGAUGUGGUGCCUUUGGGGGUGAUUCUAGAUUAAAAGCCUUAAUACAAAUAUUGGCAGCAGCUGCAGCUGAACGAGAUGUGGCUUAUUUUACCUUUGGGGAUUCAGAAUUGAUGAGAGACAUUUAUAGCAUGCACACCUUCCUUACUGAAAGAGGACAGACAGUUGGGCAAGUUUAUAAGGUGCUGCUCCGGUAUUAUAAUGAAGAAUGCAAAAGCUGUUCAAGCUCAGGACCAGAUGUCAAGCUUUAUCCUUUCAUUUACAGUAUCAUUGACUCCUGUGCAGAUACCACCGACCAUAAUGGGAAGAGGACAGGACUCCGUGGAGUGGAAUGAACGGGGCUCCUCGGUCAAUGUGGGUCCUUUCUUCUCCUACUUCCCUCGUCCUUCCAAUAUGCUGUUUGAAUUGCUGGGUGUAAUAUAUGAACUGGCUUAACUUAACAUAAUUGUGUAUAUAAUCUUGCAUUUGUAAUCCAGUAUGCUGUCUCGUUUUGGAGAGAUGGAAUUUUUCAGGUUGUCCAUUUAAACCACCUCCAUCCUAAUUUAGAGUAGGUAUUGUUAGGUAUAAUUUUAUUUCUGUUUUUCUUUUAUUCAUCAGCACAUUUCAGUCCAUAUUCUAUAGGUUCCACAGUCCAUCAAUUUUCUUAUUGAAAACCUGUAAAAGGUUAUUCUUAAUCCUUCAGUUUCCUUUUUUGAUGCCUAUAAAUCACACAAAUUGCCUCUAUAGCUAAGUGAGUACUAGUGAUUCCUGGGUGUUCUGUUUAAAAGCCUUGUAGUUGUUUUUUUAUUAACUGUGCUCACAAAUAAUACUUUCUCCUCCACCUCAAACUUAAGGAUUAAUGUGGCUGCAUUCUUUGAGAUUUUUUAAAUGAAGUGUGUGUGCAUAUACAUAUACAGAUAUCAAUACACACACAUAUGUUUCCAUACAUGUAGCACAAUACAAAUGUCCUGGGUUUAAAUAUGUCUUCAAUAUAAAAAUCAUUCUGUUUUUAAAAAAUUUUGCUGGUGAAGCACUACCUACAUCAACUUAUCUGUCCUUUUUUCUUAAAACCCAUUUUACUUUAUAGUAUUUUUGAAAUCCUACAAAGAUGGAGGAAAAUACAAUAGAAGGGAAGAGGCCCGUGUGAAACAGAUUUGAAAGUGUUCAAGCUUUAAAAAAAAACAAACUAGGAUCAAUAUAUCAGUGGUAGAUGAGGAAGUGUAUAUAGCAAGAAGUUGGGAACUGGAACUCGAAGCUAAUUUAUCUUUAUUGCAAUUCCUCUGGUAUCUUGGGGAUACAUAGUUAACAGAUUUUCAGUGGCAUAUCAUUUAGAAGCUAUUCACUCUCUCAUAGCUAUAUUUUUUUGUAGACCAGUAUAAUUUGUGCCCACAAAAGGCAAAUGAAACUGGAGUGAUGGAAAAUUAUUAGGCUUGGGCUUUAUCAGGGUCUCUGUCUUAUGUCCUCUUAGCUACAGUUAGACAUACAUACAACUGAAAACCACUUGUGAAAGGCUACAUACACUUCAGGAAAUUGGAAAGAAGGGUUAUAUUAGUGUCUUGUUACAAGCAGAAAAACAUGAGACCAGGAUUUCAAGCCAGUUCUAGAACAUAACCAGGCUGUCAGAACUCUGGUUUGUGGUCAAUCAGUAGGAAAUAUUGUCCAAAUCCAGUUCUGUUUGGAAGCACUUAUGGACUCCAAAUGUUAGAACCGGCAAGGACCUCCACUGUGAGUUAGUUAAACUCUCACUUUAGAGAUGGAGAGACAAGGCCUGUUGGGGUUAUAUGGCCUGCUGAAAACCACUUACUACAUUAGUAGCAGAGCUCAGGUCAGACCAUCUAUGUACUGAUCUCAGUCUGGGGCUUUCCAGAGAACUUCCAGGACUCUGCUCUAAUAGAAUUUUAUUGUACUAGUAUUAUGCAAACUCUUCCUCUGUUAGGACCCCCAGGCAAUUCUCUAAGACUAUAAGAUUUACGGAUGAGUUCCUUAUCUGCAUCAGUGCAGGAGGUUUUCAUAGCAGGAGUUUCCCAUGCUGAUGAAAUUACAAAUUUGGACCCAAAACAUUAAAAUAAUCGCACCAUUAGUUAGCUAAGACCUAGGUUUAUUUUUGUUUACAUAGAAAUACCCCUCAUAAUAGCACAACUAAAUUUUUUGAGCGGUAAUGUAGUUACUACAUUUUAACCAGUCCUCCCAUAAGGUUUCAGAUCCUUGCUAUGGUGUCAUUAGACUCCUCACUGAGACAACUCUGGGUCCUGUUCCCUGCCUAGGCAGUUCUGUGUCUACUUUCUUGAACUCUGCCCCUUUGUGAUCUUUCACCUGGAGGAGUAUUUUCAGGAAGCCAAUUAGUAUUAGCUAACAGUAUAACAUUUUACAUUUGUUGAUACACAUAUGAUUGGCAGUAGCUUUUAUCAAACCAGCUAAAGAUACUACUAACUUUCACCCUAACUUGGCCAAGAGCUUGAAAUUCACUUUUCUUUUCCCCUAUUGUUAGUAUCUUUUACUUUUCCUUCCAGCCCAGUUAGAACUUUGGCCAAAUAAUCAUAGUUACAUUUUAUUUUCUUACGUCCACUCCAACAUUGAGUAGACUGUUGUUCUUCAAAUCAGUUCAAAAGGGGCUUCAGUGCAUAGUAAACUGUAGAAAUGAACAAACCCAGGUGAAGGUUCCCAGAGGUAAUGGUCUUCCAAACUCAUGGCCCUCAUUCUCACUUCUUCUUGGUGCUGAACUAGGGAAAUAAGUAGUUUCAUCUCUUCUUUCCGAGCUAGUUCCUUUUUCUCAAAUGUAAUAAGGAUAGUACAUUUAGAUGGCAUGAAAUUUUUAAAGUUGUACAGUUUUUGUGUGGGAAAGAGGUAUGGAGAUCAUCAUUAGAUGAUCAGUUUCUUCCUUAAUGGCCUGUGGGCUAUUCAGACCAGAUUGAGACCUUUGUUAUUCUUCAUCCAGAAAGUACCUGAGCUAAUAAUAUUUUCUCUUUUCACUGGAGUAUUCAAUAAUCAGAGGAGGAAAAAUGUCUAUCUCUACUUUGAGAUAUUUAUUGUCCUUUUAUCUACUUGAACUAAAGCAAAUGGUUUUCAUUGUCAUUUAAUGGUGUCUACUCUUUUUUUCUGUAAAAAUGAGAAUAAAGAGGUAUCUUUAUAACCAUCUAGAAUUUUUUCAAUAUAUCACAUACGUAGUUCUGAGAAAGUUCUCAGGGGUUGGCAGAGGGAGAAGGAAAAUUAAAUUUGAAUCAAAACUUGACUAUCAUAAUUCUUACCCUAAUCUUCCUUGAAAGAGUAAAAGGGCAGAAAAAAUAAACGAUAUUCAAAUUCUUUA
Dromiciops gliroides (monito del monte) is the source of this 6243-nucleotide messenger RNA. RefSeq names its product poly(ADP-ribose) glycohydrolase (gene PARG). Gene Ontology annotation, molecular function: poly(ADP-ribose) glycohydrolase activity. Gene Ontology annotation, biological process: nucleotide-sugar metabolic process; regulation of DNA repair; carbohydrate metabolic process. NCBI's taxonomy places the organism in Eukaryota, Metazoa, Chordata, Mammalia, Microbiotheria, Microbiotheriidae. The record is from RefSeq and is a predicted model, not a curated record. Gene Ontology annotation, cellular component: nucleus; cytoplasm.